This is a messenger RNA of Dromiciops gliroides (monito del monte), 7139 nucleotides long. RefSeq names its product exportin 4 (gene XPO4). The record is from RefSeq and is a predicted model, not a curated record. Gene Ontology annotation, cellular component: cytoplasm; nuclear pore. Lineage: Eukaryota; Metazoa; Chordata; Mammalia; Microbiotheria; Microbiotheriidae. Gene Ontology annotation, molecular function: nuclear export signal receptor activity. The coding region runs from base 35 to 3490 and encodes 1151 amino acids. The transcript is spliced from 23 exons. Gene Ontology annotation, biological process: protein export from nucleus.
AAUGCAGCGCAUGGCGCGUCAUUGAAGAGAGACCAUGAUGGCGGCGGCGCUGGGGCCCCCAGAAGUGAUCGCUCAGCUGGAGAACGCGGCCAAAGUUCUAAUGGCACCACCUUCUAUGGUCAAUAAUGAACAACGUCAGCAUGCAGAACAUAUAUUCUUAUCAUUUAGGAAAUCAAAAUCACCUUUUGCGGUUUGCAAGCAUAUCCUGGAAACUAGUAAAGUGGACUAUGUCCUUUUUCAAGCUGCCACAGCGAUAAUGGAAGCAGUUGUUCGAGAAUGGAUUCUUUUAGAAAAAGGUAGCAUCGAGUCACUGCGAACAUUCCUUUUAACCUAUGUCUUACAAAGGCCUAACCUUCAGAAGUAUGUUCGGGAGCAGAUUCUGUUAGCAGUAGCAGUAAUAGUAAAACGAGGAUCAUUAGAUAAAUCAAUUGACUGCAAAAGCAUUUUCCAUGAAGUGAGCCAAUUGAUAAGCAGUGGCAAUCCUACAGUGCAAACUCUGGCGUGUUCCAUUCUAACGGCACUGUUGAGUGAGUUCUCAAGUUCAAGUAAAACAAGCAACAUUGGACUAAGCAUGGAAUUUCAUGGUAACUGCAAAAGAAUUUUUCAGGAAGAAGACCUUCGACAGAUCUUCAUGUUAACUGUUGAAGUGCUGCAGGAGUUUAGCCGACGGGAAAAUCUAAAUGCUCAGAUGUCUUCAGUGUUUCAGCGUUAUCUUGCACUAGCAAAUCAGGUCUUAAGUUGGAACUUUCUUCCACCGAAUUUGGGUAGACAUUAUAUAGCUAUGUUUGAAUCCUCACAAAAUGUGAUGCUAAAGCCAACAGAGUCCUGGCGUGAGACCCUCUUGGACAGCAGAGUUAUGGAUCUUUUCUUUACAGUACAUCGUAAAAUCAGAGAAGAUUCAGAUAUGGCACAGGAUUCACUCCAGUGCCUAGCCCAGUUAGCCUCUCUUCACGGACCCAUCUUUCCCGAUGAAGGUUCACAAGUGGAUUACCUGGCACAUUUCAUUGAGGGAUUACUGAAUACCAUUAACGGAAUUGAAAUAGAAGAUUCAGAAGCGGUGGGCAUCUCCAGCAUUAUCAGCAAUUUGAUAACCGUGUUCCCUCGAAAUGUUUUAACUGCCAUUCCAAAUGAACUCUUCUCUUCCUUUGUUAACUGCCUCACACAUCUCACUUGUUCUUUUGGGCGAAGUGCUGCGUUGGAAGAAGUGCUUGAUAAAGAUGAUAUGGUAUAUAUGGAAGCAUAUGAUAAAUUGCUGGAGUCCUGGCUGACUUUGGUGCAAGAUGACAAACAUUUCCAUAAAGGCUUCUUUACCCAACAUGCAGUUCAAGUCUUUAAUUCCUACAUUCAGUGCCACCUAGCUGCUCCAGAUGGUACAAGGGAUUUGACUGCCAAUGGUGUAGCCUCACGUGAGGAAGAAGAAAUAAGUGAACUUCAGGAAGAUGACCGAGACCAGUUUUCCGACCAACUAGCCAGUGUAGGAAUGCUAGGAAGAAUUGCUGCAGAACACUGUAUACCUCUUCUUACAAGUUUAUUAGAAGAUAGAGUGACAAGGCUUCAUGGUCAGUUACAGAGACAACAGCAGCAGCUACUUUCCUCACCUGGUUCGGGUGCCAUUAACAAGAAAGUGCUUGAUGAUCUAUAUGAAGAUAUUCACUGGCUUAUUUUAGUUACAGGCUACCUCUUAGCUGAUGAUACUCAGGGAGAGACUCCGUUAAUACCUCCAGAAGUAAUGGAAUAUUCCAUUAAGCAAUCAACUGAAGUUGAUAUUAAUACAACACUUCAGAUCUUGGGAUCUCCAGGAGAGAAGGCUUCUUCCAUCCCAGGGUGCAACAGAACAGAUUCCGUAAUUAGGUUAUUGUCUGCCAUACUGAGAGUUUCAGAAGUUGAAUCUCGAGCAAUAAGAGCAAAUCUAACACAUCUACUUAGUCCACAAAUGGGAAAAGAUAUUGUUUGGUUCCUAAAACGAUGGGCAAAAACCUAUCUUUUGGUAGAUGAAAAGCUGUAUGAUCAGAUAAGUCUGCCAUUCAAUACAGCAUUUGGAGCAGAUACAGAAGGUUCUCAGUGGAUUGUUGGCUACCUCUUAGAAAAAGUCAUAAGUAACCUUGCAGUCUGGAGUAGUGAGCAGGAUCUUGCAAAUGAUACUGUACAGUUACUGGUUACAUUGGUGGAAAGAAGAGAAAGGGCAAACUUAGUAAUUAAAUGUGAAAAUUGGUGGAAUUUAGCUAAACAGUUUGCAAGAAGAAGUCCACCUCUUCACCUCUUAACAAGUUCUGUGCAGAGAACACUCAUGAAAGCACUAGUUUUGGGAGGUUUUGCUCAUAUGGACACUGAUACAAAACAGCAGUACUGGACAGAGGUUCUACAGCCACUUCAGCAAAGAUUCUUAAAUGUCAUAAAUCAAGAAAAUUUUCAGCAAAUAUGUCAAGAAGAAGAGAUCAAACAGGAAAUAACUGCCACAUUAGAGGCACUCUGUGGCAUUGCUGAGGCUACUCAGAUUGACAAUGUAGCAAUCCUCUUUAAUUUCCUAAUGGACUUCCUUACCAAUUGCAUUGGACUGAUGGAAGUUUACAAAAACACCCCAGAGACUGUUAACCUCAUAAUAGAAGUUUUUGUUGAAGUUGCACAUAAACAGAUAUGCUAUCUGGGAGAGUCCAAAGCUAUGAACUUGUAUGAGGCCUGCCUCACUCUGUUGCAAGUAUAUUCCAAGAAUAAUCUAGGUCGGCAACGGAUAGAUGUUACAGCAGAAGAGGAACAAUAUCAAGAUCUCCUUCUCAUUAUGGAGCUUCUUACUAACCUUCUGUCAAAAGAAUUCAUAGAUUUCAGUGAUACAGAUGAAGUAUUUAGAGGUCAUGAGCCAGGACAAGCAGCAAACAGAUCAGUGUCAGCAGCUGAUGUUGUUUUAUAUGGAGUAAACCUAAUUUUGCCUUUGAUGUCCCAAGAUCUUUUAAAGUUUCCGACCCUAUGUAAUCAAUACUACAAGUUAAUUACAUUUAUCUGUGAGAUCUUUCCUGAGAAAAUUCCACAGCUUCCUGAGGACCUGUUUAAGAGCCUAAUGUAUUCCUUAGAACUAGGAAUGACAUCAAUGAGUUCUGAGGUUUGCCAGCUUUGCCUGGAGGCCUUGACUCCAUUAGCUGAGCAGUGUGCAAAAGCACAAGAAACAGAUUCACCACUCUUUCUAGCAACAAGGCACUUUCUUAAGCUGGUCUUUGAUAUGCUGGUAUUGCAAAAGCACAACACAGAGAUGACAACUGCAGCAGGCGAAGCAUUCUAUACAUUAGUGUGUUUGCAUCAGGCUGAAUACUCAGAAUUGGUUGAAACCUUACUGUCAAGUCAACAAGACCCAGUCAUUUACCAGAGAUUAGCAGAUGCCUUCAACAAGCUUACUGCAAGCAGCACUCCUCCCACGCUGGAUCGCAAACAGAAAAUGGCCUUCCUAAAGAGUUUAGAAGAAUUUAUGGCAAAUGUUGGUGGUCUCCUUUGUGUAAAAUAAACAACAAAACUAUAUGCUUAAUUUAGACCCUUUCUGCAAAAUGCACUGAAAUGCUGAAAGUUGACUGAGUCUUGUUCCUGUUCCUGGGUUCUUUGGCCAUUUUGGAUUUUGAAGAGCCUGAAAGUUUGUUAUAUAAUUCAGUGACACAGGAGAGGUCAACUUUGAAUCAGCUUCUGCUACUAUGUGUUAGCCACAAUCUGUCAUGUGUAUUGUAGAGAAUGAAUGGCAAUUUGAAAUUUUCAAAAUGAAAUUCCAUAUAUGUGCAAACAGAUAUGGCACCAUGAAAUAUAUAUUCAGUGCCUUUUUCCCCGUUUGUCUAAACAUAGAUGGCCAGAUAAAGGUUAGAAUUUUUGUUACUGAAAACCUUUUAGAUGGAGUAUUCUGUAGACAUUCAAAACUCUACCUGGUUUGCUGUUAAUAAGCUUUAUUUUUCCUCUCUGAAGAUUGAGUUCAUGAUCCAGUGGGAAAAAAACAACAACAAAUAUCACCAAAUGUUGGGCUUAUUUUUUAACUUCUGUGUUUUAUUUGUUUUGUUUUUCUACAUCAAUCCAGUAUUACAGGUUUAUGUAAUACAGGUUUUUAUUUUUUCUGGUGCCUGAGAUUCAGGAAGAAAAAAGCUGUAUGUUUUGUUCCCUAAAAAGAACUUUAGGAACUGUAGCCAUUUCAUUGCCUUAAUUUUAAAAAAGGAAUACAAAAAGAGCAGGCGUCUUGGUAAAAAUACAAGUUUUGAUGCUUCAAAAAUUGGUUUAGGUUGUUAGCUGCUGUCUCCCUAUUUCCCCUUUUGAUAGUAUGUAUUUCUGUAAACAUGAGUCAAUAAGAGGUUCAUGUGUAGUCUAUUUAAAGUUUGUUUUAAUCCAACUACAUUGCACACAGCUAUAACAAUCUACACUGAAUAGUUUGCUUAAGCAAUAACAAUUCAAAGGGGUGUAAAUUAUUGAUUUAUACAAACUAUAUUUUAAGUUGGGGCAUUAGGGGCAAUAAUUAUGCUAGACUGGGAUGUCAUACUCAUUUCAUCAGGAGCCACAUAAAUUUGAUUUCAGAGGGAAAAACAACACUGUUUAGAUGCUCUACUAUUUCCCACUUCUGUUUAACAAUCAGGGACUUGCUUUCCAGUGCUGCCAUGCUCUCUCUAGUUCUGUGUGCCAGCUUAAGUUAUGUAAAUGACCAUGUUUUAACAAGCCAUGAGCAUACUGAACACAGUCUGAUCUACAACCAGAGUAGCAAAUGUGAGGAUAAACUAUACAGUCCUGUGCUAUGAGCACAAUCGAAGGUUUUGGUAGGGAGGGGUGGAUUUAUCCUUCCACUAUGUUCUUGACACUUGUAUGCUGUGGAAUAUUUUGUGUAUAGCAUAUCCACUUUUUACUCAGUUGUGUGUAGCAUCACAUUUGUAACUCUGUGCCAUCUUCAUCAGUUCAUCUCAAGACAAUUUACAGUCAUCUAGUCUCUCUAUCAUCUAAAUUCUGUCCAACCCAUGCAUGUGACAUUAUGUAUGAAUUCAAGGGCAAAAUGCCAUCACUCUUUAAUAAUAAUAAUCCAUUAUUAAAUAAAAAGCUGGGCUGGAGCAAACCUAUCUUAAAGACUGUUAACAUAAAUCUUUUUUAGAAAAAAAUAAUUCAGUUGAUAUGGCAUCUUUCCAUAUCUUAAAAUAUUUUCAAUAUGACUUAUUAAAAUGUGAAGCUAUUUUUAGAUUUCCUAAAAUCUCACUUUCAUCCUUCAAGAUAUAAGAUUGUUGCCAUGUACAUCAGCAUCUACCUUAUUUUGCAUUGGUUUUCCAUUUUUAUUUUAACUAAAGGCCUCAGUUUUUCCCUUUCUUUGGCUCACUAGUUAUAGAGAUGUAUGUAUAUCUAUCCCUUUGCAAAGGGUACUGCAACUUGGGCUGUUGCUUUAAUAGUUUGGCUGGCAGGGGCAGGAAUGAAAAUCAAGUUGGAAAAGAAUUAAGAGUAAGUUGGUUGAGUGAGAACAAUUUUAAUGAAUAAAUGGCAUUCACACUAGUAAACUGCCUACCAAGAUUGUAGUAUCUUUACCAAAUAUGCCAAGGCUAUUAAUAUUAGUGCAAUUUUGUAGGCAGAUUUUGAAUAAAAAAAUAUUUGCUUUGUAUUGGACCAAAUCAAACUUCAGAGAAUUAAAAUGUAAUAAUGUCAUAUUGGGGGAGAAAAUAGCAAGUUGGGAUGCCAAACAACACACUAAAACAGCUAAACUUUGUUCAGAGAUAUGUUUGUUUUGUGCCUCUGUGUGUGUGUGUGUGUGUGUGUGUGUGUGUGUGUGUGUGUGUGUGUGUGUGUGUGUGUGUGUGUAGUUGAUUUGAAUUCUUGCCCAGUGGGUAUCAAGAACACUGUCUUAUUCCAAUCCUGUUAUAACUGACUACCUAUUAAAUUUUCAAGGAUUUUUAAAACUUUUUACCCCUUUAUACACAUAUGUUAAAGAGACACUGUCAGGUAUUUUAUCUCUAGACUAUGUGUGUGUGUAUAUAAAUUUCUCCUCUUUAUAUGUCUUUCAACCUCAAGAGUUUUCCUUUCAACUUUCUCCUUUGUUCAUUCAGUUAUUCAUUUCCUUAACUUUUCCUGUUUUGGUUUCCAAAGGCAAAAUCAGGUUGUCUUUUGUUAGCUUUUGUAUUUAUGUAGUAGCAUAAAAAAUGGUGUCAUCAUAGUUCUAGCAAAAAAGGUGUUUGUUAUUGUGCUCUUUCUGCUGGUUGGAUGGCUGCCUCUUCAAUUAUAUUUACUUGACAGUGUCCUUUUCAUAGCAAUUAUUUGGCUCUUCCUGCUAUCCCUAAAUCUUUUUUGGAUACAUGGCAUGUUAACAUCACUGCAUUGAGUGGAUUGUGAUUUUUUUUUUAAGAAAAAAGAUUUGUAGUUUUUCUUAGAAGUUGUUUAUAGAAUUCAGUCUUGUUUAAUUGUAAACCAUGUAUCUGAUUGUAUAACACUUCUCUAUUCAGAUGAGAUAUUUAUUACUCUUUAAAAAAGAUUCCUCCAUUUUCCCUUUUUUACAGUCAAGAAUCUGAGUGAUUCACUCCCCUGUCCAAAAAUUUUUCGUAUUCCCACCCACUGUACUUAGUUGACUUUAAUCCACUAACCUGACUUAAAUAUCAGGUUUUCAUUUUUCCCUUCCACAUUGUCUUAUCUCUGUUGCUACUUGUAUGAAGGCAAGCACCAAAAGGAAACCACUGUAAUAUUCAAGGAUUUUAACAUUGAGUGUCAUUGUGGAGCAAAGAACCUGUCAAUUGAAUUUUUUUUUUAAGUUUUCUUCAGUUACUAAAUUAUUGGUGGUCUUUUUGCAGCUCUCAUCACUAAAAGUAGUUGUGUCAUCAGAUCUUAGCUGUUUCUAUCACAGUUACUUAUAGAAUAUGGGAGAUUGAGUUUGGUUGUUUUUUUUUUUUUAAUUCAGAAGUAACCUUAUACUUACUCUCAUAUCCUACUAAAUCAGAAUAAAGAAUUUGGUCCCAUGUUGUUUUUCGUUUUUUGUAUUUGCCUUAGUUAAGUUACAAAAUUGUGACAACUACUUAGUUACAUAAGAAUAUGAUAAUGGUUGAAAUUAUUUUUAAAUUGGAGAUGUGUGAAUAUUCUGUGAUUUGGCUUAACUCUUUUCUAAAAGUACUGAGUUUAAUAAUUUUCUCAACAAACAAAAAUUAAAUGUAUUGUGUUUGGAAUUUUAA